This is a messenger RNA of Hibiscus syriacus, 476 nucleotides long. RefSeq names its product cysteine-tryptophan domain-containing zinc finger protein 3-like. Bases 66 to 476 code for a protein of 136 amino acids. The record is from RefSeq and is a predicted model, not a curated record. Lineage: Eukaryota; Viridiplantae; Streptophyta; Magnoliopsida; Malvales; Malvaceae. The transcript has 4 exons.
CCUUCCAACAUGUCUCUCAUGCCAAUGCAAGUAGAGAUCGGCGUGAGUUGCAGACAGCUUUACAAAUGUUUCCUCCUGGUGGGUCUCCUUCUUCUUCUGCCUCUGAUGUUGAUAAUUUAAACCACCCAACAGCAGCUGACAAAAUUGCUUUUCCAAAAGGUGUUAGCUCUCCCCAGGUCGCUGGAAAUCGUCCUAACUUUGUGCGGUUGCUCAAUUUUGCACAGGAUGUAAAUUAUGCCAUGGAAGCUUCAAGGAAAUCACGAGUUGCUUUUGCACAUGCUAAAUCAAGUUUGUCGAGGAAUGAAAAUGAGGAAGUUAUAUAUUCUGUGAAAAAGGCUCUUGAUUGGCCAUUAAAAAAAGAAAAACUAGUUGAUAAGCAUAACCUUAUAGUAGGAGGAAUUUUCCCUUUUGAUGGUUUAUCCUUGGUUAUGCUGUGGAAUGAAUUGUGCAGUUGCAUAAACAGGGAAGCUGCAUAA